CAGAAAUCUUGCCAGGGGAAGGAGGAAAACCAAUUUAAAAUCGUUCGUCGCUCUGUCGUCGCGAAAUAAACUCUGGAUAGUCUAUCAAAGGUUAGGCCAUGUCGAGAUGCUAAAUGAUGCUAGCAACUGAGCGUGUGAUUCACGAGCCCAGCAGCAUGUCAGCUGAGAAACUUAGGCGGCAACGUUUGGAAGGGGUGAAGCGGAGCCUGAUCGAGGCUGGGGCACCACCCGACCUGGAUGUGGUGCUGAAGCCGCUGUUGCGGAAGGCGCGUCAGGUCCACGCUGCCUACAUCUGCGACAACAGGUACGGCGUGUGCGAGGUGUGGUACAAACUGAUGCUGAUGCUGGGUGCCACCGAGAGCAAUGUGACCAACAUCAAGGCUGACUGGCAGGCGUUCGCCAACCUCCUCGGCUACGACAGGGACACCAUCAGGUCCAUCCAGAACGUAUUCAAGGGCGUCGAAGACCCGGUCACCAUCACACUCAUCGCGUUCAUGCAGAAAAGUGAUGCCUCGCUAGACAAAAUCAUCGAGGCACUGCAGGCCAUGAAGAGGGAGGACAUCCUCGAGCAAAUCAGUGGUCCAUUAUCAGAUCUGUGCGAGAAGGUUAUUCAAGAAAAUACGGACCAAACCAUGGUCUCCAGUGACAGUGGCUUUUCUGAAGCAGAGAACUCGGUGGUGAUAAAGCCUCGCUUCGUGCUGCCUGUGCCGUGUCUGCUGCGCAGCAAGGAGGAACUCAACUUCAGCCUGAUCUACUCGACGUUCAAGAGUCAGCAGCAGGUGUUAUCAACGUGCGCCAAACAGGUGGAGGCGGACAGAGACGUGCGCGAGCACAGCGUGAUGGUGGCCGCAGCCGACGAGGGCUACGGGAACGACGCCGCGCCGCCUCCGCUUCCUCAGGGCGGUGAACAGUUGGGGGCUGGCCAGAGAAGCGCCAACUUUGACACCACCGUUCUGCUGACCUUUGUCGAGGACGGUCGGGAAGCGGCCUAUGAGGUCGCGCGGGCUCUGCGCGCCACCACCAACAGCCAGGGACAGCAUGUUGGCGUCGUCAUUCUGGAGGAGAAUGAGAGCAUCGUCAACGUGGACCAGGACGCCUUUGUCAGGGGAGUCUUUGAACAGGUGGAUUAUGUUGUUCCGAUUCUGAGUGCAGAUUACGCUGCGACUGUGAAGCCAAACAGUCUGUUAGAUGUUUCCGGCAGCCUGGACGCGCAGUACGCUAGAUAUAUCUACAAGCUGAUUCAGAAUUACUACGUUGAAAUGGGCUGCAUGAACAAGAAGAUCAGGUCGAUCGUGCCGACGGGUACGGACAACUCUACCAUCACGUACCUGACCAGUGAUCCCGUUUUCAAGGCUCGGAAACUAAUGCGUGACUGCGAGAAAUUCGCCGAUCUGAUCUGCCGCAGGAAAAGCUAGUGUUGCAUUUCUUUCACAAUGAGUGCUAAUCAUUUUACAACAUGAUGUUGUUGAUUGAAAUCCUUUAGUGUUUUAAUUGUGAUCAGGCCUGGACUGCCUGUGAAGGGUGCAAUAAUGCCAUGAAUUAGACUUAAAUCUGGACUUAAACAAGUUGAUUAAAUAGUGUGCCAGCCAAUAGGCGUUGCUCGAUUGCAGUUAGGCCAUGACUGUGAAGUGAAACAAAGUGAUUGCUUAAAGAUUCUCACUGUGGUGUUUUUGACAUACAAAAACAUGACACAAAUUUUACAAAUUGAAAAUAUUUAGCAAGAAAAUAUUUACAUUACAAGUAGAGAUACUGUUAAAAAAUGCUUGAAAAUAUUGCAACGUGUACAGUAACGCAGAUUUUCAAAUCUCUAAAGGAAGUUAUUGUUAUUAGAAUGUAUUUUUAACAAAAUGUGUAAAGAUCUAUUUAAAAUUGUCAAAAUUGUUUAUCUUAAAAAAUGUAAGACAGAAAUAUAUUGGAUAAAAAUUACAGCUUUUGUCUAGAAGUGAUUAUUUGUGAAAUUUAUUAUUUAUUAUUAUGAAGCGAAUAACAUAGAAAAAUAACAACAGGUUAAUAGGAUUACGGAUCAAUAAACAGAUUAUGAAAGGUAGCAAAA
Messenger RNA from Cloeon dipterum, 2053 nucleotides. RefSeq lists its product as uncharacterized. Gene Ontology annotation, molecular function: protein binding. Gene Ontology annotation, biological process: signal transduction. The transcript has 6 exons. The record is from RefSeq and is a predicted model, not a curated record. NCBI's taxonomy places the organism in Eukaryota, Metazoa, Arthropoda, Insecta, Ephemeroptera, Baetidae. Bases 114 to 1415 code for a protein of 433 amino acids.